UUUGACGGGCGUGUGUUUGGUGGAAUUUAGUGGAAUUAAUUUUUAUUUGGUCUUCCUGUCCUUCAUAUUUCCAAGUCGUCAAACUGGUAAAAGCAAACUGUUUGCUUAUUAAUUGCGUAUACGUAAUAAAUAUUGAGUUAUCGCAUAAUUGUGUGGAACAUAAACGUGAUAUAUUAGAUUACCUUGCAAAGUCCUACUUAAUUACACAUGUUUACUAAGGAAGAUGACAAUUCUGGAGAAUGAUGUGAUUUCUAUGCGCAGCAAAUUAUCUCUGUCGAAGAACAAGUACAAGACCGGUGAGAGUUUGAAAAGAAAGUUUGUGUACGAAGACAGUUCGGUGCCGUUGCCCAAAAAGCAGGCAUUUGACAUGAACGGCUAUCGCACGGAGCAGAAACGAAACGGGGAGGCUGCGCAAGAAUCUCCCGUUUCCACUCUGUCCAACAUGGGCAACACGUGCUUCUUGAACAGCGUUUUGUACACGUUGAGGUUCGCGCCGACGUUUCUGCACAAUUUGCACCAUCUAAUCGGCGAUUUGGCGCUUAUUAACUCGCGGUUGAGUCAGAACAAAGGUAAGACGUCAUCGUUGGGGAGGAAUGUCAGUGCCAUCACCGGGCCCAGUUCCAGGAGCACCAGCAGUAAAGAUUUGCUGUCCCUAGGUAGUGACGUUGUGCCGAAGACUAAGGUGCAGAUUGUCACUGAGAAGUUGCACGAGUUGUUCAUAACGAUGCAUAAUUUGGAGGGUAAGGAUUCGAGCGAGGCCUACCAACCUGUUGCGUUACUGCAGGCGGUACGAGACGCGAAUUCCAUAUUCGAAGGUAACCAUCAGCAGGAUGCGCACGAGUUGCUGGUGUACCUGCUGGAUAACAUCAGGGAAACUUGUGAUUUACUCACUCAACAAGUUCAAAGUAAUCCUGUGUUACUGAAUGAAACUGAACCCCUUUCUACAAGUAAGGUGAGCAACAACAGCAAACUGUGGAGCGUGCGGAGGUCGUGGAAGAAAAACUACAAAAAAAAAGACAAAGAACCGAUCUCGGAGGAGGAGAACGGUACCAGCACCACCGACAACGACGACAGCAACUCCGUCGACGGCAACGGCGACGCGAACAAGAAAAAGUUGGGUUACAACUUCGUGGCGGAAGAUUUCGAAGGCAUAACGCUGCGGCGCACCAAGUGCUUGGAGUGCGAGAGCGUUACAGAAAGAAAGGAACCGUUUUAUGAUAUUCCGGUACCGAUUUCGCCGAAAGAAGACGAUUUGGAUGAGAGUUUAACCGCGAGUGAUAUUUACCGUAGAGCUUGUGUUACAACGGAGAAAUUGUGCGAGUCUAAUAAGUAUUUGUGCGAGAAGUGUAAGAGAUAUAAUGAGGCGAGUCGCGAGGUUCUUUUCGAGAAACUUCCGAACAUAAUGGUGUUACAGUUGAAGAGGUUUACGACUACAUCGGCGGGGGUUCAGAAGGUUAAUACGUUUCUCCCCACGCCUUUGGAGUUGGAGUGUUUUUGCGAGGGUUGUUGUAAGGUUUACGAGAAUGAAGAGGACGAAGAUAAACCUCGGCACCGUUACCAGUUGUGCUGCGUUAUAAUGCAUUUGGGCGGUACCAUGGCUUCUGGGCACUAUAUAGCUUAUGUUAAGGCUUCCCACCAUUUAGAGGAUUACGCGGACUGCUCGCGGGAUUCCCCGAAAGGGAGUCUCUCGGCGAGUUCUAGCGAGAAGUCGCUGAACAUCCUCAAGUACUUGAAACCGCGCGGGAUGAUCUCGAACUCUCUGGAGAAGAACGUGGGGGGGGUGCGCGUGUGCAAGAGCGCGGAGUGCUGCGGCGUGAAGCUGAGCAGGAACGCGGCGAACAGCUGCGCGUGGCUCGAGUGCGACGACGAGAACGUGCGGCCGAUCGGCUCUAGGGAGUUGGAGGAGGAGCUGGGCUUCAAGCCCAACUCGACCUCUACGCCGUACUUGCUGUUCUACGCGAAGAUCACCGACCCCUUCGAGUGAUUUCGCCGGCGGAAAGGUCGUUUCGUCGUCGGCGAGUGCGGCGGUUUUUUCGGGGAUUUUUGUGAUAUCGCGAGUUGAGUCGGGUGGUCGACUUGUUCUUGCUCGUCGAGUAGGUUUUAUUUUGUUUAAUGCGGCACGAAAAAAAUGUAAAGAUUAGUGGAGGUUGCUUUGGAACGCCACCGAAAAUCGACGUUUGGUUUGUAUUGCACAUAAAAAUUAAACGAAAAGUGGUAAAAAUGUAAUUUUAUGGAACAAUAAAAAAUUGAUUACAAAAGUUGAUGGUACCUUAGUAUUUGAUAUUUUAAGUCUGAAGACUGAAGAAAAGAUGCAUCUUUUUUAGUUUCCAAAAGUGACAAGUUUUUAAUAUAAUUUUUCCAUAACAAUCAUCAAUUUGUCGUUAAAAAAUAACGUUUCUUCAUAUUUUUCCAAAAAAACUGAGAAUUUCUGGGACGUACCAUUUUACAAAAAAAAAUAUCAUUGAGAUUUUUUUAAUUGAAAAAACAAGUCCCAACUAUCGCAAAAUGAUCAUAUCGGACAACAUAACUAAACAUAUAAAAGUAAAUAAAUACAAUAUUCAACAUGAAUAGUAACAAAGGCUUUUUACAUUCUCUGGGAGUUUGUUGUAAAGUCUGUACCCUUGGCGACACCGAGUUGGUGUUUUAUCCUCAUUUCUUCAUAUUUCGUUCUGUCUCUUUCCAGGUCUACUCGUCCUCGCCCUCUAAUAUUAUGUUCAUGUGGACGGCUUUCUAAAGGUUACUUCUUCAUCCUGUAUCUCCUUUGUUACGAUCUUGUGCGCCAAUUUGGGAGUAUCUAAUGGUCUCAGUCCGAUAUUCAGUUGUUGGGUGUUCUUAUAGAGUUGCUCAGUAGGUGGUAUUUGUCCAUUCUGUUCAUGAUUUCGUUUUGAUUCGUUGUAAGGAUUUUUUCGGGGUUUCAUUUGCGGUAGCCCAAAAAGAUUUAAGAUAUGACGGUUGGAUUUUAAUAUAAGUAUCAUAAACCAAUAAUCUUUGAGGUGCGUUGUGGUUAUUUUGUAUUUAAAGUUUCAGUGAGCUUCCGGUUUAGUUCAAUCCCACGGAUUUGUUGUUACUUCCUUUAAACUUAAAAAUAUGUUACCUUUAUCGAAAAUCGUCAAUUUUAAUAAAUGUCUUUUGACUUAAGAUUUAAGAUUCUUGUUUGGAUGUUUUUUUCUACACAUUUAUAAAAUAUCCAAACAAUUCUCAGUUUAGUCGCGUUUUUGAAUAUUUUUUCCAACCCAUUAUCAAAAAUUGUCAAUGUUACCUAGUAAAAUUUAGACUUGUUUUAUUUUUGGAAGCGUAACUAUUUCAUUUUUACUUUUUUGAUGAUUAAUUUUUUCAAAACAAAAUUUAUUAAACAAAUAGAUUAGAAAUAUUCCCCAAUAUCAAAACAAAACACAAAGCACUGUGUUUUGUUUUGGUGUUGGGGAAUAUUUCUAAUAUUUGUGUAACAUAUCACCAAAGUUGUCCUUUUUUAAGUAACAAAGUUUAUUGAAAACGUUUCAGGAACUUUUUCCUCAUUUUGCAAAAAAAAUCAUUAAAUGUAUGAUUUUUGGCAUAUAAAGCGUUUAAAAAUUUCUUACUACAAAAAAUUUUAAAAAAUCCACAAAUUGUUUUUUUUCAAAAUCAAGAUACCUACGUAUUUAUUGUUUUGAAAAAAUCUAAAAAAUUUAAAAAAAAAUAAUAAUAAAAAUCUGAAAUGUAUAGGAGACUUAUUAAAAACAUAUUUUUUGAGUCAAUUUUUUGAAUGAUUAAAUUUUAUUGAAAAUAUUUUCAUUGAAAAAGAUUAUGAUUUUGAUGUUCUAAAAAUUAGGUACUUUUACACUUUUUAAAAUUGUAAAUUUUUGAAUAAUGUUCAAAACACAAAAAAUAUUUAGAAAUAAACAGCUGUGUGGAUCAAGUUUAAAAGUGGGAAAAAAAUUAUUUUUUUUUGAUCAUUUUUGAUAAAAAGUAUCAUCCAAUAAAUAACAUAUUUGUACAGGGUGAUCCCCUAUAAUGUCGCCCCCCUUUAACUUUUUUAUUUUAAGUGUCCCAAAAAAUUUAAAAGUGU
Messenger RNA from Brassicogethes aeneus, 4045 nucleotides. The record is from the annotation of a GenBank genome assembly. NCBI's taxonomy places the organism in Eukaryota, Metazoa, Arthropoda, Insecta, Coleoptera, Nitidulidae.